AUGAAGGAGGAAGAAGCCCCCAGAGAAACUCCCGAGGAAUCGCGCGACGACGAAAACUCCAGCUCGAAGCUGGCCAAUCUGUCUGCCAAGGAUAGGAAAUGUCAAUACUGCGAUCAGGCCUUCACCUCUUCAUCGCUGGGCCGACACUUGGAUCAGUUUCUGUUCAAGAAGAAGCCUGACGGUGUUCACGAUGUUGAGGAGAUUCGGCGCAUUCGCAGUGGGAUCACUCGUCGACAGGCCCGCACAGCUUCGGGUAAGCGUGAUGAUAGUCCCGAUUCUGUUCAAAAAAAGGGUCCCUCAGACACCUAUGCGACCGGAGAAUCAAGUACCAAGUCGCGGGAUGCACCUGUGCGCAUGAUGUUCAAUACCCCGACCUGGCACGCAACGGGCGUCAUCAACGACAUACCAAACCCCAAUCCGAGUCGGCCUCUGGAGGGACCUCGCGUCACACCUUCGCAAUCACGGUCGGCGUCUCUGCAGCUCCCCGACUACGCGAGUAGGGGUGCCACUGCCAACAACCCGGAUACCAUGAAGGCCCUUGAGCUAGCACUGCGCGAGGUACUGGACAAUAUUAAGGCUGCUACUUCUCGAUUCCGUCCUCGCCUGUCCCCGUUUGACUUCGAUAUCCAGUCGCAAACCUUCCCUGCACUGUGCCUACAUCUUCUUCCCCCUCCUCCGAGCCUGUUCAGCGCCCAGCCAUUUCCCUCGCAGACAUCCUUCCCACUACAACCUCCUGGUCCAGAGCAUGUGGAAAUUCUCCGACAAGCACUCAGAUCUAAAAUUUCGCAAUGGCAGUCUGACCAGAUCGCCGCCGACUCCACUGGCCAUCCUAGACAUUUGACUGGAGGACUUGACCACAGUAUGGUCUACCGAACCGCCCAGCAACACGAGGAAGUUAGCAUGCGACAUCUAGAGCUGGCCUUCAAUCACUGGAGUAGUGUGUCUUUUGAAAACCGCCGUGAUGCUUGGCAGCUAGAGAUUACUCGCGCAUUUGCACGGGAAGCAGAACAACGCAAGUCAGUGGACGACCAGCUCGCUCGGGUACAGCAAGAGGCGAAUCAUCUCCGCGCGCAAGUCGAGCGUCUCGGAUCCUGCCAGUGGCCCCGCGAAUUUGCCCUAUUUCCGCCGGACACACUCCCUCUUUCACGCGAUGUUGCACGAGAACUGGAUGCGAAGGAGAGUCAGAUCAGCCCUGAGUCAUCUCGAUGGGAUUAUGACAGCGUCGUGACCAAAUGGAAGCGUGUUGUCAUGCACGAUAAGAGUAUGGGCCGGAUCGGCGUGGGUUACAAUACCAAUUCCGGCGGAUUCGGCGAGCCAGAUGGUAGCCACCACCGACAAAGUCCUGAUGUCCGACCUCCUCGCCCAGGAGAAGAUACGUCUACUCACCCGAAUCGCCUGCGGCCCCUGCAGUCUGCUGUUGCCAUGAGUCCUGACCCGGGGGCUGUGUCGACACCCGCAUCUUCUCACUACGCCUCUCCGUAUUCACACAACGACCCCCGCAGCCCGCAAACCAGUAAUGCUAAGCGACCAAAGCUCAUGAAUGGAUCCGAAGGUCUACAGACCCAGGAGCCACUUGCACAUUCAAAACCCAUGGGACCCGCACCUUGGCCUUCCUCUACGCCUAUUCUUUCCAAUCUAGCCGCGCCGUCGGGCCAAACACCUCCCUCAGCAUCGCGGGGUUGA
This is a messenger RNA of Penicillium manginii, 1683 nucleotides long. RefSeq lists its product as uncharacterized. The transcript has 2 exons. Bases 1 to 1683 code for a protein of 560 amino acids. The record is from RefSeq and is a predicted model, not a curated record. Lineage: Eukaryota; Fungi; Ascomycota; Eurotiomycetes; Eurotiales; Aspergillaceae.